Molecule: messenger RNA, 450 nt
Organism: Malassezia restricta
Lineage: Eukaryota; Fungi; Basidiomycota; Malasseziomycetes; Malasseziales; Malasseziaceae
Product: mRNA stabilization protein
Exons: 2
Coding region: 1-450 (149 amino acids)
Cellular component (GO): cytoplasm
Molecular function (GO): protein phosphatase inhibitor activity
Source: RefSeq, a predicted model, not a curated record
AUGCUCCCACACCAGCAGAAUAAGAUAGAUAUCUCGUCUUUGACAGAAGAAGAGCAAAAGGUAUUUCGACUAUAUGGAAAGCUUCCUACUCGCAAAGACUUGCUAGCAAACAAGCUCAAAGAGCGAAAAUACUUUGACUCUGGAGACUAUGCUCUGUCAAAGGCUGGUCGCGCUCCCAAGCAAUCAGUUGGCACCACGAUCCCUAACCCUGAGAUGGUGCCCCAUGCAACAAACCCUGUACAGAUUCCAGGCGCACCUCUUUAUGGCACACCAAAUGCUCCUGGCAGCCCAGGGGCUACUUAUAUGCCCGCUCCAACGAGUCCUUCCGGCUCGCGUUCUUCGUUUCCUAUGGCCACAGGUGUAAUGGCUGGUAGCCCUAUUCGUGAGUCGACUGCUCCAUUUGGUCACGAGCGAGCUCCUGAGGCCUCGAAUGAUGUGAUGCUUGAAUAA